AUGACACGCGCUGAUAGAGGACACGCAUUUUGCUAUCAGACACUACUCUUCCCUAUCCACGAUGUUGCUAAGUCUCCGUUGUCGGACGAAGAGGAUGAUGGGUUGGUGGUGGUGGUGGAUAGAGACCGGCGUAGCUAUGGGUCCAACACUUUGAGUUCUAACGGCUUAAUCGAACUUGGUUCGCACCAGGAUUUGAGGUUGGUGAGGCGGAUUGGUGAAGGGCCACGGCGGAAAGGGAGCAGAGUUGAAAUGUGGUCGAUGGUUUUGUCUGGGAGUCAUGGAAACUUAGUGAAUCUGGGAAUCAAGAACCCUAUAUUCUCACUUCAUGGCGACGUUCAUGAAGGAUCUUAUUUUGAUGAGGCUCAAUUUCAUUCAAAGAUGAAAGAGCUCUCAAAGAAAUCUUCAAAUAAGAGAAGAUAUACUAAAACAAGUGUAUAUGUUGAAAAUUUAACAGAGGAGUCUGUUAGCAGUAUAAAAGAUGUGACAAAACUUCUAAAAAAGGAAGAAGAGAGUCGAAUGGAUGAAAGAUUAACAUACAAUUGCAAGUGUUCUUUUCUAGAAAUCUACAAUGAGCAAAUUGCUGAUCUUCUUGACCCUUCAUCUACAAAUUUGCAACUAAGGGAGGAUGUCAAGAAGGGUGUGUAUGUGGAAAAUCUUACAGAAUGUGAAGUUCACACUGUGGGUGAUAUCCUUAGGCUUCUAAGUCGGGUAAUUACUAUUAAAUAUCUCAUCACUCAUGGUUCUGCAAAUAGGAGAGUUGCUGCAACAAACAUGAAUAGAGAAAGCAGUCGUUCCCACAGUGUUUUCACGUGUGUGAUUGAAAGUAGGUGGGAGAAAGACUCGACAUCUAACCUUAGAUUUGCAAGGCUGAAUCUUGUUGAUCUGGCUGGUUCAGAAAGUCAUGUGAUAAUGGUUCUAGUAGAUGGUGCUAAUGCAAGGACACGCCAUGUUCCUUAUAGAGAUUCAAGAUUGACAUUUCUUCUACAGGAGGAGCUUGCUAUCCUUAAGAGGAACAAUACAUCCAGGUCUUUAGCAUUUGGUCCAAAAGUCAUUGAAGAGGCUACCCAAGAACACGAGAAUGAUUGCAAUGGACAUGAUAACAAAAUCCUGAAGGUUUCCUCUAAACAGGUUCGUCAAAGAGAGGAUGACAAUAAGUGCACAAAGAUGAUGUUGAAGUUUAGAGAAGACAAGAUUCAUGAUCAGAUCCAAAAUGAAGCUGCACAGGACAAUAAAGAAAACAAUUCUGUUAGAUUAGAGAUUGUUGCGAGAUCUCAAGUUCUUGCAUCGGAAUUCUGCUCGAAACUGGAUAGAACGCCCACGAAGGUCAAUGCCAGUAAGCAUUCAGAAUCAGGGAUGCCAAUGAAAACUCCAGAAAAACAAGGAGAUCUAGCUAGGAAGAGAUACGGAUGGGGUUCGGGUUCAAGGAUGGAGGGGAAAAGCGGGACUAUGAAUAUGAACAUGAAUACAAACACUCCUAGGUCAUGUAGAACAGUUGGAAGAACUUUAAGUUCAGGACUGUCUCAAGGAGGUAGUUCAAGGCCUCCAAUCAGUGGAGGUGUGUGCGGCAAUGGAAGCUUUGCCGCGUUAUCUAGAGGACUUCAAAACACAUACACUACUGUAAAUACUGUGGAGGUACCACAUAUCGACCUCAAAGAAGAUCCAUCAUUCUGGAUGGAUCAUAAUAUACAAGUUUUGAUACAAAUUCGUCCACUCAACAACAUGGAACUCAGUGCUCAAGGUUACAACAGGUGUUUACAACAAGAAAGUGCACAAUGCCUGACCUGGACUGGAAGUGGAAAGACACACACAAUGCUUGGUGAGAUCAAUGAACUUGAAUUAAAACCAAUUCCACAGCGGGGAAUGACUCCACAUGGUGCAGAUUCUUUUGGAGAUAACAAAAUUUUGUGA
This is a messenger RNA of Lactuca saligna, 1908 nucleotides long. The record is from the annotation of a GenBank genome assembly. Lineage: Eukaryota; Viridiplantae; Streptophyta; Magnoliopsida; Asterales; Asteraceae.